Messenger RNA from Dentiscutata erythropus, 625 nucleotides. The record is from the annotation of a GenBank genome assembly. NCBI's taxonomy places the organism in Eukaryota, Fungi, Glomeromycota, Glomeromycetes, Diversisporales, Gigasporaceae.
AUGAGCAACAAAAAUUUUAAUAUGGAAGAAGAUUUUCUUGAAAGUGCUUCUGAAGCAUCACAAUCUGGUGAAACUUCUAGUAAACGAAAAGCUGAAGAAACAGAUUUUCGUAGGGUCUUAGUGAAUAAGGGCCUUGGCUUACAUAAAGGAGUGUUACGACAAAUUAGUGAUAUCGCUGAAAAAUUUUAUUUAAGUCUUUAUAAUGAUGAGGCUUCAUGUCAAAUAUUGACAACACAACUAAUUCAAUAUAAAAACCGAGAUUAUCUAUUUGAUUUUCGCUAUGAUUCAUCCAAAUGGUUGUAUGGAACAUAUCAUUCACGUUUAUCACCUGAAAAAAUUGAGAGUAUAGUUCAAAUUUAUUCUUUCUAUAUUUCUAACCUCAAAAAUGAACUCCAAUAUUAUGAAAAAGAGUUAUCCGAAAAUGAACUUCGUGAUAGUACAUUAGCUCUAACCACUUAUGCCACUGUAGAAAAUAAUGUAGUUUUAGAAAAAAGUGAAGAUAUUUUGGAAUCUGUUCAAUUUAAUAAUGAAAAGCUUGAAAUUAGUUCGAUAGCUGAUUUAUCACAUAUAAAUUUUGGUGGGCAAGGUAAUAUUGCAGAAGCAUCUUCGACAACUCAAGGAAUUG